Messenger RNA from Hyla sarda, 5656 nucleotides. It is a transcript of the gene GHR, whose product is annotated as growth hormone receptor. Lineage: Eukaryota; Metazoa; Chordata; Amphibia; Anura; Hylidae. Bases 496 to 3252 code for a protein of 918 amino acids. The record is from RefSeq and is a predicted model, not a curated record. Gene Ontology annotation, molecular function: protein binding. The transcript is spliced from 16 exons.
UCCGGGAACGGAUAGCAGAAAGCGCCUGCAGCAGGCAGAAGCAAGAUGGAUCAUUCGGACCGCAGCAGAAGGAAAUCUCGGUCUGAAUGACCGCCUUGAUAUGAGCGUUUUUGCUUAAAUAAUGUUCCGAAAAAUAUGGCAUUAAAUCGGGACGCUCACCCUUUAGACAGGUCGUCUCAAAGAUUUUAUGUUUUGUUACAUUAUAAUAUUAUUGUUAUGCACAGUUCAAUGGUUGUAAUGUUUUUAAAGUUGUUAGCAUUUUUUCAUCUAAGAUUCGUAACACCCUCCUUUUAAUGACGUAAGGAUUCAGGAAGUAUUUACCUGAUCCUUCUCACCUGGAGAGGCGUGACCUGAAGAAGUGCCGGGAGCGGCACGAAAUAGCUAUCGUUGCAUACGGAUGUGUCUCCUGAACGCCCCGCUACGCUACGUUUGAAAAUGCACCUUAUUUAAAGAAAUAAAGAAGUUCAUACCUGUUCACCUAAACCUCACACCGACAUGGCUCUUUGGCUUCUCCUGGCAUCACUGGCACUAGUCUGUCCAGGUGGCCUCUUCUCUGCAAGCAAAGUAACUGGAUGGCCAAAAAUAAUAAAGUGCCGCUCCCCGCAGAUGGAAAUGUUUACCUGCUACUGGAGUUAUGAUGGUUUCAACAACAGAACAGACCAUGUAAAACUGCAGUAUAGAACAAGUGACAUACAUUGGAGGGACUGUCCUGACCCCACGUCUGGCGGAGAUAACAGCUGCUUCUUCAACAAAGAGCACGUGUCUGUACAGUCAAAUUAUUCAGUCCGUCUCGUUAGUGAGAAUUCUACAUCGCAUGUAUACCACUUUACCCUCAAGGAGAUUGUGGAACCAGAUCCCCCGGUGGCUCUGAGCUGGUCUCUUCAGUACAUUGACGGGAAUAAUUCACUGCUGGACAUCCACGUGACAUGGGAGCCUCCAAAGUUAUCCGCCAUUAUGUUACUCCUAGAAUAUGAAGUGCAAAUAAAAGAGGCGACUGAAGAGCAGUGGAAGUCGUAUGAUGUAGUCACCACCACCUAUUUACCAGUCUAUGGUCUCGAAGUAGGAAAAAAGUAUUUGCUACGAAUUCACUGCAGACUGCAUGGAAAUGAGAAGUUUGGAGAGUUCAGCGAGGAGCUUGUGAUCCCGGUAUUUGUAUCAGGUUUUAAACCAAAGGAUCUUAAUGGAUGGCCCAGUAUCACACAAUGCCACUCGCAACAGCUGGAGACAUUCACGUGUCACUGGACUUAUGGAAACUUUGAGAACUUAUCUGGCUCGCUAAAACUGCAGUAUAUGAUACCUGGUAUGAAUUGGACUGAUUGUCCUGACACUGUGUCUGAUGGUGAAAAUAGCUGCUACUUCAGUGAAGAGCACACUUCUAUCUGGGUGGGGUAUCUAGUCCGUCUUGUUAUUGGAAACAUCACCUUCGAUGAAUAUUCCUUCACUGUCAGUGAUAUUGUGGACACCACUGCCAUCCCCAGAAGCUCAUCUGCUGUCCAAAACAGAGGGCCAUUACUGAAGGACCUGAAAAAAACAUAUCCUUCUGGAAGGCCAAGUAUCACACUUUGUCGCUCACCACAGCAAGAGACAUUCGCAUGUUACUGGACUCAUGGAAAUUUCCGCAACUUAUCUGGAUCACUAAAACUGCAGUAUAUGAAACCUGGUAUGAAUUGGACUGAUUGUCCUGACACUGUAUCUAAUGGCGAAAAUAGCUGCUACUUCAGUAAAGAGCACACUUCUAUCUGGGUGGGGUAUCUAGUCCGCCUUGUUAGUGGAAACAUCACCUUUGAUGAAUAUCCCUUCACCGUUGAUGAAAUUGUGGUGCCAGACCCCCCAAUUUCUCUAAACUGGACACUUCUCAAUGUUAGCACAACCCGUUUACGUAUGGACAUUGAGUUAACGUGGAAGCCUCCAUCUUCAGCUGAUGUUAAAAGUGGAUGGAUGACAUUGGAAUAUGAAAUACAACUAAAAGUGGUCAAUGAAACAGAGUGGAAGGUGUAUGAGAUGGUGACAACCACGUACUCACCUAUCUACGGGAUGAAAAUAGGCAAGGAGUAUAUGCUGAGGGUCCGAUGCCGGCAAAAAGGGAAUGAAAACUUUGGAGAGUUCAGUGAAGUAUUAGUGGUUCCAACAGUAGUAAAUGUAGAACCCGAUGUUCCAUGGCCCCUUUUUAUUGUUAUUGGGAUAUUUGCAGUCCUGAUGAUCCUCGCCUUUAUAUUGUUCUGUAAAAAGAAAAGGCUGAAACUGCUGAUUCUCCCUCCAGUGCCUGUUCCAAAGAUUAAAGGGAUUGACCCUAUUCUACUACAAAAAGGAAAGUUGGAUGAAGUCAGCUCAAUACUUGCCAGCCAUGACAGUUACAAGCAACAGCUGUGCAGUGAGGACCCUUGGGUUGAAUUCAUUGAGCUUGACCUUGAUGACCAGGAAGAGAAGAAUGAGGGCACUGACACUGACCGGCUAUUGGGAGAAGAAUACCCCAAGGCCAGUAGUUGUCUGGCUGUCAAGGAUGAUGACUCUGGCCGGGCCAGCUGUUGCGAACCAGAUAUUCCUGAAACAGAUUUUGGUAACAGCGACAUGAGUGAUGAAACCUCAGAUACUGGACAAUGUCAGAAUACAAAAAAUAACCAAGCAGAUCUCUUGUGCCUUAGUGAAAAAUCAAAUAGUGGAGGCGUGCCUACAAAAACCCAAAUGCCAAAUACAGAAAUGAUGAGCACAAAGCCGGAGAAUUGUAAAGUUUGCCCAUUACUUGGUAAUGAGUCGAGUGUGCCUGCCACGACCCAUCUAAAGAGCAUCGGUUCAAAGCCAAGCAUGGAUUUCUAUGCCCUUGUAAGUGAUAUUACACCAGCCGGAAGACUUCUUCUUUCACCAGGGCAAAGAGUAAAGAUGGAGAACGAAGAAUGCAAUGAACCAGCCAUCCAACAGUCACCAAACCUCAAUGUGGACAAUUCUUAUGUAUGUGAUACCGCAGUGAUGCCAUUCUGUGCUGUGAAUUUCCCAGUGGAGGCCUCACAAAGUGUUCAACAGAAUCCUACCCUGGACAGCUACUUCACCCCCGAAAGCCUUACAGCUGCCACCAUGAGCUCUCAUGCCAUGGAAAAAGCUUUGAGUUAUGAGACGCCUGUGGCUGACUAUACCUCUGUUCACAUAAUAAACUCACCACAAAACCUUGUGCUUAACACUACUGCUCCGCCAGGCAAGGAGUUUCCACAACCAUGUGGCUAUAUGUCCACAGAUCAAGUGAACAAAGUAAUGCCAUAAUACCUUUUUAUUUUAGAAUUUUAGCGCAUGGGCUUGUACGGUUGAACCAAAAAAAAGAAAAAAAAACAUUGUCUACAAGCUUUUAUUGUGUUUAUCUUGUAAAGCUUAAGCUAAUAUAUUCAAUGUAAGAAUGCCAAAAUGUUUAUCAAAUUAUUUCAUUUAUGUAAUGAAUUGUAGCAAUCAUAGGGUAGUCUGUCUAGAGCUACUUCUCAUCUGUCACCCUGGGACACUAUCCACACAUCCAUCAAUCCAAACUGAAUGUGUUAUCUUUAUUCGGUGUCGUAUGUCUGCUUGUCUAUACUCAUUAUAUCACACGUUACGUUUUACAGUUAACGAAAGAUUCGACUUUAGAGCACACCUACUAAUUUUUAGAAGGCUUCUUGGUGGAUUGAUAUCCAUUAGGAACUGGUGUAGUUAUUCCGACUGUCAAUAUAGUUGAGAACAGGCCUAAAGGUUUCAUCUGUAGGAUAGUUUGUCCAAAGGUUUGAGUAGGGGAGAGGUUGGAGCAUAAAACUCUCGUAACUUCCACCAAUCCAAGGUUGUCCUUGGUAGAGAUGCUAUCCAAUGACAUUUUUGCAGAAUCAGAUGAUAACUCAAUACAUGUUAAUUGUCUAUAUAGUGGUUCAGAAUGUCUUCAUCUUUGGUCCAACUCCACCAUAAAAUUGUAAUGUAGAUAUAUUGGCAAUGCAAACCCCCUUUCAUGUGGAUCAUUUUGAACAUCCAAUGGGAUAAUGAAUCUGGUUGAUGGCCAUAUACAAUGCAGACCCAACAAUUAACCAGUUGUUCUUGUCUAAACUUUGACAGUCAUGAUGAUAAUAUUUAACAACAUUUUUAAAUGCAAUUGCUUAUUGAGGAAAACCACGUGCUAUGCGAAUGGGUUAAUAAUAGGGCUAUAUGAGAGCAGGUCUGGUUAGUAUUGAAACACAGAAAAAUAGUUUUGAGCUGAUAUUUUGUAAUAGUAAGAUUUGACACAUGAAUUAAAUACUGCUGCAUGCUCUGUACACUCGACUAUUCUGCCAGCAUUACCGCUACUACUUUAUACAAUGUGACUCAGUGAAUGCAGAUCCCAAAUGUUUUUUACAGAGUAUAUUUUUACAUCCAAAACCUGAAACGUGAAAUCAAUAUGUGGUGUAUAUAUACAGAGCCUAUGGAUUAUUUAGAAAUUCAUUGUAUACAGUAUUUUCCUAAAAUAUAGGAUUUAAUGCACAAAGACACAGACACUCAAUAUACCUCUAAAUAUGUGCGUAGAGAUUUUGUGGCCCAUUCUCUUGGGGCAACUUUUUUUUUUUUUUUUGGCCUGCCAGAAAAAAGGGAUGGUGUCAUCAGAAAAUUACCUAUUGUUGUUUAAAUCAGGUUUUUAUGUUAACCAUAUUUUUUAAGAAUAUAUGCUGAUGCUUUUAUUAAUCUUCCAAGGGGAGUUCAAUGAACAUAAAUUAUGAAAGGGUUUACACUGGGGAGUCCUUAAAGUUCUGCUUAUAUUGUACUCAUUAUCAUGAGCUAGUAGAUAAAAGGGGAACUCCUGUGGAAACAAGUGGGAAACAAAUGUUUUCAAAUCAACUGGUGCCAGAAAGUUAAACAGAAUUCUAGAAUCUUCUAUUUUAAAAUCAGCUGCUGUAUACUACAGAGGAAAUUGUGCAGUUCUUUUCAUUCUGACAACAGUGCUCUCUGCUGACACCUCUGUCCAUGUCAGGAACUGUCCCGCUUAGAAGCAUAUCCCCAUAGAAAACCUCUCCUGCUCUGGACUGUUCCUGACAUGGACAGAGAUGUCAGCAGAGAGCACUGUGGUGAGACUGGAAGGAACUUCACAAAUUUCUCUGUAGUAUAUCUGUAGCAUACAGCAGCUGAUAAGUACUGGAGGGGUUAAGAUUUUUAAAUAGAAGUAAUUUAAAAAUCUGUUUAACUUUCUGGCACCAGUUCAUUUGAAAAAAAAAAAUGUUUCCACCAGAUUACUACUUUUAAAUCAGGAUGAUCAGUGGCCCUUUAAAAUAGCCAGGAAACCUGUCACCAUGAAAGUGCUAUCUAAUCUAUCUUCAUUAUGUUAUAGAGCAGGAACAGCUGAGCAGAUUAAUGUAUAUCUUUGUGGGAAAAGACUCAUUAUAACUUAUGUUGAUUGAAAUCCCUGCUCUUCCUAUUCUCAGGAGUCCAGUGGGCAAUUUCUCUCAACUAUUGGACUACCCCCUGGACUCCUAUGCCUGGAAAUGUCAGAUUUUAAUCAAUACCCACAAAGAUAGAUAGAUAGAGAUAUAGAUAUAUAUGUAUAUGUGUGUAUAUAUAUAUAUAUAUAUAUAUAUGUAUAUAUAUAUAUAUAUAUAUAUAUAUAUAUCACUCUGCUCAGCUUCUCCUGCUCUAUAACAUGAUAUUGAUUGAUUAUAUAGCAUUUUCACUUUGAAGAAGUUUUAACACC